Messenger RNA from Cladocopium goreaui, 1779 nucleotides. The record is from the annotation of a GenBank genome assembly. Lineage: Eukaryota; Dinophyceae; Suessiales; Symbiodiniaceae.
AUGGAAGUGCUUUGUUCCUCCAGGUGGUGCUGCCCCGUCUGUGAGUCUCCAUUGCAACAGCGCCGGCCACGUCAGCGGGGCGCAGUGCAAUGUCAGCUGAUUGCUGAGCCCGAAACCCUCCAUGCUUGGCAUGUGAGCAAAAUUUGCUCCACAUGUCCAUUGGUAAGAAAAUUUUGGUGCGGUUUUCAGGAGAUCUUGAUCAACGGCAAAUGGGUCAAGCAGGUUGAUAACCCUCAUCCGCUCUAUUUCUUUGUCAGCAAGAAGUUAGGUGUUGCUGGCAGCUGGCUGCGGAGGUGGCGCUACAGGAUGUACCUACAUCGUGCUUCAUUUUUGCAUGAAGGUGUGCUGCUGCGUCUCUUGGACCCAACUGUCCAAGCACAGGUGAGAUUGCAGCUAGCCCGUGCAUGGGGCCGCGAAAUCUUGUGGCGCAGAUCUGCUGAUGCAGAGCCAGUGGUGCGCGAGCGCCUUGCUUCACAACUCCUGGCUUUACCUUUGGAGAAGCUGCUGGAAGUCAAUUGGUCCUGGUAUGAGCCGAUGAUGUUUCAAAGGCGGUGGACACAACUCCUGACCUCCGGCGACCGUCUCGACAUUUGCGCAAUCGAUGGCAACGCACAGUUGCACAGGCGCACUUGUGGGCAGCCACAUGCGGAAGUGGUCUAUUAUCCCGCUAUCGAGAAAUUUCUCUUGCGAGCUUGCUCCCGCAGCCCUCAUGGCAGAGAAACCUUAUGUCCUUUCCAUGCAUCACAAAGAGAUUCAUUGUUGCAAGCGAAUCCUGGCGAAGGCGAAGUUGCUUCUCACCGCUUGAAACGGGCUUUGUACGCAGAAUCUGAUGUCUGUUACCUUGAAGUCAAGAUGGACGGCUUCGCUGGGUGGCAGCCGGCGGAGACAGUCAACCAGACGGUGCUGAACCGUUACUUUGCAAAACUCGCUGAUGGCACCAUCCGCCGCAGGCGACAGCGGCGCGAAGAGGUCCGGUCCCAGAAAUGGCGUGGCUUCAGGCCACGGAGCCGCAAGUACCUGGCUCCUUGGUCUUCAGAGCAAGCGCGGGCAGAGAGCUCCUGUCAGACGCACAAGGAAGGCGAGCAGCACGUUGCUGCGGCAUCCAAGUCAGCUGGCUUCUUGCUGGCGGUGAGUUCUGGAGGAAUGAUUGUCGAUAUUCAAGAGCUCGUGUGUGCAGAAAGCUUAUCCCAACGUUAUUGUUUUUUGAGUACAUUGGCAACUCGCUGGCCACAGCUGGCCAUUAUUUGCCACGAUGACGCAUGUCAUCUCAAGCUCUUCGCGCUCCAGCAUCGGCGCAGUACUGCCGUAGCGGAGCGAUUGGCAGCAAUGGAUUACAUUGUAGAUCGCUUUCAUGCGCCUGGCCAUUGUGGGGAAUAUUGCGCGCAGCAUUGCUUACCAACCAUUGAAGACAACAAGCGCUUGCUUGGAACUUUUCCGACCGAAAUCGCAGAGAUCGUAAACAGUGAAAUGACCCCACUUGGUCAUACCAUUCACCACAUGGGCAAGUUUUUUGCGCAACUUGUCGUCAGCGAAUGCACGGAUGUGCAUAAUCUGAGUCGCCUCCUGGCCUUGCGUGACAAGCAGCGGGCAGACGCUAAGAAACGUGGACGAGGCACAAUCCAACCUUCUCUCCGACCUUUCGUUUUCGAACUUCUCAUGAACUCAUCCAUGCACACGGUUUCAGGUAAACAGUACAGGCAACCAUAUGAAAGAAAGGGAAACAUUCGCAUUCCCGCAAGAGUUCUUUGCGCUUGUCGACGAUUUCCUUCCAAAUUUUGA